This is a messenger RNA of Sodiomyces alkalinus F11, 993 nucleotides long. RefSeq lists its product as hypothetical. NCBI's taxonomy places the organism in Eukaryota, Fungi, Ascomycota, Sordariomycetes, Glomerellales, Plectosphaerellaceae. The transcript is spliced from 3 exons. The record is from RefSeq and is a predicted model, not a curated record. The coding region runs from base 1 to 993 and encodes 330 amino acids.
AUGGGCAACAUGAAAGUAGCCAUCGUCACAGGCGGCGCAUCCGGCGUCGGCCUCGCCGUGACGCAGCACCUCUCCUCCCGCGGCUGGCGCACCCUCAUCCUCGACUGCAACGAGACGGCGGGGACGCAAGCGGCCUCGCGUCUACGCAACACGACCUUCAAGGAAGUAGACGUCACGUCGUGGGCGUCGCUCUCUUCGGCCUUUGACGCGGCGCUGGAGGGAUUCGGCGGGGUGGAUUUCGUGUUUGCCAACGCGGGGACGAUAGAGAGGGGGGACCGGUUUUAUUUCCGGGAUCCGCACAUGAUCAACUUGAUUCCGAACCACUCCGACGAAGACAAACACCGUCCCCAUCCAAAACAACAACACUCCCAUCCCAAACAAAAGGCUCCUCCCUCAAGCCUCUCCUCACCAACUUCCUCGCCACACUCCCCCACAUCCGAGAUGCUCCGCGACUCCUUCGCCGCCCUCCGCCGCCCGCGGGAUAACGACCUCGCCAACCUGGCAGAGAAGCACUUCGAGCACGACCUCCGCGAUUCCGACCGCGACGCCCUCCGCCGCGCCGCCAAAAGGGUCGGCACCCACGCCACCCUCGGCUCCCUCGUCGGCCUGGGCCUCGGCCUCUUCCUCGCCUACCGCCUGCGCACCUCCCGGGCGCAGAUGUUCCAGGCCUUUCGGGCGUCCGAGAAGCCUACGCAUGUGCAGUUUGCCGAUGGACGGACGAAAGCCAUCCCCGACAUUACGCCUCUACUGCAGCCUUCCAUGGCGGGAGAUAUUGCCACGUACGGCCUCCUCGGCCUGGGCAGUCUGUUUCUCGGCGGCGAGACGGGGCUCUUGACCGGUUCCUACUUUGCGACGCGGUCCAUCUCGCGGGACGAGGAGGGCAGGAAGAGGAUUGAGAACGCGUUUCGGCGGUACCGGGCCGACUUUUUGCGGAAAGAGGCCGAUCGGCUGGAUGGUGGAGCGAAGAUUACGGAUAUGAUCAGGUUUUCGUGA